This is a messenger RNA of Chelonoidis abingdonii (Abingdon island giant tortoise), 861 nucleotides long. NCBI's taxonomy places the organism in Eukaryota, Metazoa, Chordata, Testudines, Testudinidae. The record is from RefSeq and is a predicted model, not a curated record.
UGGUGCCACGUGCUGAAGAACCGCAGGCUGACGUGGGAGUACUGUGAUGUGCCCUCCUGCUCCACCUGCGGCCUGAGACAGUACAGCCAGCCUCAGUUUCGCAUCAAAGGAGGGCUCUUCGCCGACAUCGCCUCCCACCCCUGGCAGGCUGCCAUCUUUGCCAAGCACAGGAGGUCGCCCGGAGAGCGGUUCCUGUGCGGGGGCAUACUCAUCAGCUCCUGCUGGAUUCUCUCUGCCGCCCACUGCUUCCAGGAGAGGUUUCCGCCCCACCACCUGACGGUGAUCUUGGGCAGAACAUACCGGGUGGUCCCUGGCGAGGAGGAGCAGAAAUUUGAAGUCGAAAAAUACAUUGUCCAUAAGGAAUUCGAUGAUGACACUUACGACAAUGACAUUGCGCUGCUGCAGCUGAAAUCGGAUUCGUCCCGCUGUGCCCAGGAGAGCAGCGUGGUCCGCACUGUGUGCCUUCCCCCGGCGGACCUGCAGCUGCCGGACUGGACGGAGUGUGAGCUCUCCGGCUACGGCAAGCAUGAGGCCUUGUCUCCUUUCUAUUCGGAGCGGCUGAAGGAGGCUCAUGUCAGACUGUACCCAUCCAGCCGCUGCACAUCACAACAUUUACUUAACAGAACAGUCACCGACAACAUGCUGUGUGCUGGAGACACUCGGAGCGGCGGGCCCCAGGCAAACUUGCACGACGCCUGCCAGGGCGAUUCGGGAGGCCCCCUGGUGUGUCUGAACGAUGGCCGCAUGACUUUGGUGGGCAUCAUCAGCUGGGGCCUGGGCUGUGGACAGAAGGAUGUCCCGGGUGUGUACACCAAGGUUACCAACUACCUAGACUGGAUUCGUGACAACAUGCGACCGUGA